GGGGAUGAGGAGAAAAACAGUCUGUAUGAGGAUGGAGAUGUAGUUAUAGGGGGGUUAUUCCCUGUACACUACAGCCCUGUGUCUUCUCUUCCAACGUACAAGUCUAAACCAACACCUAUUAUGUAUAAUUUCAACUCUUAUGCCUUGCAAUGGAUGCAGACCAUGACUUUUGCAAUCAAAGAGAUCAACCAGCGCAGUGACCUCCUGCCACAGCUCAAGCUGGGUUUCCACAUCCGUGACGGCUGUUAUGACAUACCUGUGUCUCUGAGAGAAUCCUUCAUGUUGCUCAACGGCCAGCCAGAGAGUCUGGACAGAGACAAAGGUCCAGAAAGUAACAUUGGUUCUAAUUUAGGCUGUGCUGCUGUACACAGGACUGCGUCCCCUGUAAUCAUAGGAGGUCCUGCCUCUGGAGUGUCCAUGGCUCUGAUGAGAAGCCUGGGUUCUUUCCAUAUCCCCUUGGUGAGCUAUUUCGCAUCCUGCAGCUGUCUGAGUAAUCAAAGGGAAUUCCCCACAUUCAUGCGCACCAUGCCAAGUGACGCUUUCCAGGUCAGGGCCCUGGCCCGGCUGGUUAGCUAUUUUGGCUGGACCUGGGUGGGAGUCAUUGGUCUGGAAUCUGAUUAUGCUCGCUUUGCCAUCCAGCUCUUCCUGCAGGAGUCAGUUCAGUACGGUGUGUGUGCUGCCUACACUCACUUCUACCCAAUAGUUCUGACUAAGCAGGCUCUAGAUGCGCUUCUGGAUAUUAUACAGAUGUCAUCCUCAAAGGUAAUCAUUAACUUUUGUGGUGAGUCUGAGAUGGAGAAUAUUUUGAGAGAGAUCCGACUUCGGAAUAUAACCGGUCUGCAGUGGAUCGCCAGUGAGGCUUGGUCUACUUCAGUAUACCUCUGGGAAGAGUUUGGAGAUCUCCUGAUGGGAACACUGGGAUUUGCCAUCAGAAGAGCUGAUGUGAUUCCUGGACUGAAACAACACCUGACUAGUCUCAGACCAUCUGAGAUUUCUGAAUCAGCUUUUUUAGCAGAAUUGUGGGAAGAGAUGUUCAACUGUCGACUGAACGGGUCAGUGAACAGCCACUCCCAUGAUGGUGACAACUACCUUGACAGAUUACCAUGUAAAGGGACGGAGGAUUUAAAUGACGUUUACUCCCCUUAUUCUGAUGUGACACAGCUAAGAGUGUCCUAUAACGUUUACAAGGCUGUGUAUCUGGUGGCCCAUGCCUUGCAAGAUAUGAGUAACUGCAUAGUCGGACAGGGGCCUUUCCCCAAUAGCACCUGUGCAGACCCAAAAAACUUUAAACCAUGGCAGCUUAUCCACUACAUGAAACGUGCUAAUUUUUCUACACUUGGGGAGAAAGUCAAUUUUGAUGAAAACGGUGACCCCAUUGCUUAUUAUGAUCUCAUGAACUGGCAAAGGAGGCCUGAUGGCUCACUAGAUUUGGUAAAAGUAGGUUUCUAUGAUGCCUCCUCACCUUCUGGACGCAGCCUGGUCAUAAACGACUCAGUAAUUCAGUGGCCUGUUGGGAAGCAGGCUUCCCGGUCUGUAUGCAGUGACAGUUGUCCUCCAGGUUUCCGCAUUGCCAGGAGAAAGGGGGAACCCAUCUGCUGUUUCGACUGUGUCACCUGUGCUGAGGGAGAAGUCAGCAAUAAGACUGAUUCUUUAGAGUGUUUGCGCUGCUCAAAGGACACAUGGCCCAAUAAAGCCAGAGAUCUCUGCAUCCCAAAGACUGUUGAGUUCCUGUCUUACUAUGAGUUAAUGGGUAUUGUGUUGUGUGUCGUAUCUGUCUUCGGAGCGUGUAUUUCUCUCUCCAUCCUCACCAUUUUCUACACUUAUAAAAACACACCACUUGUUCGGGCCAACAACAUGGAAUUGAGCUUCCUUCUCUUGGUGUUUCUUGCUAUCUGUUUCCUUGUUGGCCUGUUGUUCAUUGGUGAGCCUUCAGACGGACUUUGUCGUAUCAGGUACCCAGCAUUUGGGAUCAGUUUUGCCUUGUGCAUUUCAUGCCUACUGGCCAAGACAGCAGUGGUCCUGAUGGCUUUUAGGUCCACAUUGCCAGGAAGUAACAUCAUGAAGUGGUUUGGACCCCACCAUCAAAGAGCCAGUGCAUUUUUAGGAACAACUGUCCAGGUAAUAAUCUGUCUAAUCUGGCUGCUCACCAGUCCACCUCAUGCCAACAACAAUACAGAUUACCACAGUGCUACCAUCAUUGUUGAGUGUGUUACUGGCUCAGAAGUUGGCUUCUGGUGUGUUCUUGGAUACAUCGGCAUCCUGGCCUGCAUGUGCUUCCUAAUGGCUUUUUUGGCUCGGAAGCUGCCUGAUAAUUUUAAUGAGGCAAAGUUCAUCACCUUCAGCAUGCUGAUAUUUUUUGCAGUGUGGAUAACGUUUAUCCCAGUUUAUGUGAGCACAGCAGGAAAAUACACAGUGGCUGUUCAUAUUUUUGCUAUUUUAGCCUCAGCUUUUGGUCUCCUUUUUUGUAUUUUUGCUCCAAAGUGCUACAUCAUAAUUCUGAAGCCAGAAAAAAAUAAUAAGAAAACUGUGAUGCAAAGAUGA
Molecule: messenger RNA, 2541 nt
Organism: Larimichthys crocea (large yellow croaker)
Lineage: Eukaryota; Metazoa; Chordata; Actinopteri; Sciaenidae
Product: extracellular calcium-sensing receptor-like
Exons: 8
Coding region: 121-2541 (806 amino acids)
Biological process (GO): G protein-coupled receptor signaling pathway
Cellular component (GO): plasma membrane
Molecular function (GO): G protein-coupled receptor activity
Source: RefSeq, a predicted model, not a curated record